Messenger RNA from Durotheca rogersii, 3909 nucleotides. RefSeq lists its product as uncharacterized. The coding region runs from base 412 to 3477 and encodes 1021 amino acids. The record is from RefSeq and is a predicted model, not a curated record. Lineage: Eukaryota; Fungi; Ascomycota; Sordariomycetes; Xylariales; Xylariaceae. The transcript is spliced from 5 exons. Gene Ontology annotation, cellular component: DNA ligase IV complex. Gene Ontology annotation, molecular function: DNA ligase (ATP) activity; DNA binding; ATP binding. Gene Ontology annotation, biological process: nucleotide-excision repair, DNA gap filling; double-strand break repair via nonhomologous end joining; DNA recombination.
GACAUGCGCGCCGGUAUGUUAUUGCAAGCUAAUCCACCUGGGUACACCGGAGGUGGGCAGUCUUCCGACCGGACCUCUUCCUCAUCUACCUGCCCGCCUGCCCUACCACAAAGAAGACAACCAGCAGCCUGGGCCAUCGGGCUCAGCCUACUACUAUCAACGGACGAACCCCUGGACCGCCCAUAGCCGUUUCUGCCUCGAGAGUCAUCCGAUGCCUGGGACAGACAUGCACCUGUUGUGAAGAUCUUUGCCUAGAGGCGUGGCAGCACGUUUGCCCUUUCCAGAAUUCCCCCGCCCAUCUCCUCUUCCUUUCAUUUCCACCGUUUCCAGGCUCUGGGUUCCGACUGGCCACACCUAGGACUCCCCUUGCGAGUUGCCUUAUACUUCUCUGCAGGACCUGUCGCUCUUGCGAUGCCCUUCCCGUACAGAUACAUAUGCGAUCUCCUGCAACAGCUCGACGACGCAUCGCGCAGGGCGAAGAAGCACGAGGUUGCUACCGGCGCCGUAAUCGAAGCCUGGUUUCGCGAGCAUCGCUCCCGCCUCGACGCCCCCGAGAACGAUGCAUCCGCCACAUUGUCCACUCUCCUGCCCGAGAGGAGAACUGACCGUGUCUACCUCAUUCAGACCUCGAGACUUGAGCGCAUAUUCGGCAGGGCCCUGCUCCUUGGGGCCUCGAGGGUGCAAGAGCUUCGAAGAUACUUGACGCCUGGUCUCGGCCUCGAUCUGGCCGAUUGCGUUGAAGGCAUAUUAACACGCACACCCAAUGCCCCCCAGGGUCACAACGAGCCCACGGUGGAGGAGAUUGACGACACCCUCGGCCGCAUUGCCGCUGCCUGUAGAUUUAGCUCGCCUUUGGUGAGGGCUAUGCGUAAAACCCCAAACGCGAACGACCAGGACGAGUGCCUCACCAGCAUCUACAGGCGCCUCAGCGCGCGAGACGCAAAAUGGUUUACCCGGCUGGUGUUGAAGAGUUACCAACCAGUUGUUCUAGAUAACCAUCUCGUCUUUCGUUGCUAUCAUGUCCUUCUCCCUCAGGUGAUGAAGGUCAGAGACGAUUUUGCAAUAGCUGCAGCUUUCUUACAGCGUCUCCGGCAGUCACCUCACGACCAGAGCGUUAUUGCGAGUAGUCUAAAGCCAUCUCUCGGGACCAAGGUGGGGAGGCAACCAUGGUUCAAAGGACGAAGCAUUAAGCAUUGCAUGGACAUGGGAAGGUUGCGAGAAGUGAGUUGCGAACAGAAAAUCGACGGAGAGUAUUGUCAGAUACACAUCGAUCUCCGUAGGUCCCAAUCCAUACAAAUAUUUUCGAAAAGCGGGAAGGAUAGCACCCGAGAUCGAAUCGGUCUACACCGGUCAAUACGGGACUCGCUCCAACUAGGGACCCGGGACUGUCCCCUCAAAGUAGGGUGCAUUCUAGAGGGGGAGUUGGUGGUGUAUGGUACCGAGGACCAUAGGAUUCUGCCGUUCCAUAAGAUCCGGAAGCACGUUUCGCGGUCCGGUGUCUUUCUAGGGACUAGCAACGACUCUCAACCCCAUCCCUACGAGCACCUAAUGAUUGUAUACUACGACGUUCUCAUGAUAGACGACGAAUCGCUAUUGGGGGUUCGUCACUCUGAGCGUUUUAAGCGUUUGAGCGAGCUUGUUACUUGUCGUACGGGCUACGCUGAAUUGGUGGCGCGCGAGGUCAUAUCUUUUUCUCGGCCGUUGGCUGCGUUGAAGUUGCGGGAGGCCUUUGCGAGAUGUAUUAUUUCUCGUAACGAAGGCCUCGUGCUGAAGCCCGAUGAGCCGUAUUUCGAUUUCAGCACGACCCAAAGGCCCUACGGGUGCUGCAAUAUCAAAUUGAAGAAGGAAUAUGUCCAAGGCUGGGGCGACGUAGGGGACUUCGCGGUGGUAGGCGCCUCCUACGACGCAGCAAAGGCAAGAGAAUAUAAAAUGCCUAACGUCAAAUGGACGCAUUUCUUCAUCGGCUGCUUGGAAAACCGGGAGGCCGUGCGGGCGAAACACGAGAAACCUCGAUUCACUGUCACCAAUAUCGUUGAGCUUUCCGAGGCGCAUUUAUCGAUGAUCCUGACCCAAUGUUUUCCGGCUCCCGUCUCAUCCGAGGCCAACGAAUCCAUAAUAUUGGACUUUCGGCAAAAAGAAAUGGUCAAGAGGCCGUCAACUAUUUUCUUGGAGCCGCUGGUGUUCGAUAUGUGCUGUUUCUCGUUCGACAAGAGGCCGAAUACAAACUUUUGGAGCAUGAGAUUCCCAACCGUUUCAAAGAUUCAUCAGGAUAGAUCAUACUUGGACACAAUCUCCUUCUCCGAGCUUCAGGACCUUGCGGCAAAUGCGACGGAAAUACCCGAGACCGCAGAUAAACAGGAAAUGCUUAAGUGGGUGUCCGCGUUGGAAAAGGCCGAUCCACGGGGGAUAGCUGUUGAUGCUGCGAGCCAACAAAGCACGUUCACGCAGACAAGGGCUUCGUCUGCCGUGUCAUUACGUAGGAAUUACCGAGAGGAAGAGCCCCCAGUUGCUUCAACACCAGAACCCACCGAGAAAGUGGACGUGGGAAGACAGUCCUUUGCGCUUCAUACCAACACAGUAUCGCUAGCCCAUAUCCCGAUAACACCACCAGGGUCAUCCACAACUGAGAAUGGGGAACUCGGCGGCUGUCCCGGUAUUUCUGAGAAUUCGCCGAUGAUUUUGGGCCGCCGAAAAAGGCCUUGCUUGGAUACAGAAGUGACCCGCGCGGCUAAAAGAUUGCGGAAGCUCUCCGAUGCAUCUGCACAAGCACAGUCGGGGGAUGGACUGGAUAGAUCGCCACCGGAUAGUCAGAGAAGGGAUCGGCAACCGCUGAGCCAGAUUGGCCAGAAUGCUCUGGCACCUCCCAAUACCGAAUCGGGGCCGCGCAUAUCCGAGAGGCCGGCAUCGUCGCCGGCAGGGCCUCUCGACACCGCGUCCCAAACGCCUAGCCGGCCACCAAGCCACACCCACACGGGGAGGCAAAACCCGACGGCGGCGGCGCACGGGCAGCCGCGGACGCGCGGACAUUGCUCCGGGAGCGGCAGCAGCAGCAGCAGCAGCAGCAGCAGCCCCUUCGCGCAGUGCUCCAUCCUGCUGUCGCCGUGCAUCUCGCGGUACACGUGGGUGACGGAGAACCUGCUGCGGGGGCACGGGGUGACCGAGUUCGUUGUGGACCCGCGGCAGUGGACGCGCGCGGACGAGCCGAGCCCGCGCGACCCCUCCCCCGCCGCCGCCUCGUGGGGCACGAAGACGCCGCGGGCCCGCAAGAUCUGCCUCGUCGAGGCGCGGCGCCCAGAGGCGACGGCAGCCUUCGCGCGCGCCAUCGAGGCGGCCGGGCUGCGCCGGCGCGGCGGCCGCCGCGACUGGGUCGCCGUCUACGACUGGCGCAUCCUCGAGGACCUGGCCGGCCGCGACCCCCGAGCCCGCGGCGCGCGAGGCGCGGACCCCUGGCGGGAGCGGUACGUGGGGAUCGCCUAGGUGAGGGGGUGGCGAGAGGGGAGAAGUGGCUGCAUAGUAGUGGUAGGAGGAGUAUCGUUUGGGUUGCAUGCAUGGGAUGGGAUGGGAUGAGAUGGGGACUGCAUUAUAUCAUAUACACUUUGAUUCUGCGGACGUAUCGCGUCGAGGUUUCUGUCAUCGGAAACGCUUCGCCACAUAUUUUAUAAAUAACAACGAUGGGAAGCUAAGCUAAGCGGCGCGUUCUACCUCUUCGAGAAAUCCAUUUUUUCUUAGUACUUCGUUCAUAUCAGAGCAUCGCGAAAGCUUCGGGGUUCAAGGUACGGGGUUCAUUCCAUUAUCAUUACGUAGACAGCGAGGUAUGCGUUCUCUCUAUAUGACCCUCCCGAGGCGCGCUCAAUGAAACAUAGCUUGGCCGAUAAUAUCUAGUAGGACUUUCCAACUGGACGCCUCCCG